UCUUCUCUACAGGCGUGGCGUGCGGACUUCCGUCUUCCUCCACAGACCUCGAAUAAAAUGACGGCGACAUUGCGACCCUACCUGAACGCAGUGCGCUCCACUCUUCAAGCAGCCUUGUGUUUGGAGAACUUCUCCUCUCAGGUGGUGGAGAGACACAAUAAGCCAGAGGUGGAGGUCAGGAGCAGCAAAGAACUUCUGUUGCAGCCAGUGGUCAUAAGCCGCAAUGACAAGGAGAAGGUUCUGAUCGAGGGCUCCAUAAACUCUGUGAGAGUCAGCAUAGCUGUCAAACAGGCUGAUGAGAUUGAGAAGAUCCUGUGCCAUAAAUUUAUGAGGUUCAUGAUGAUGCGAGCAGAGAACUUCUUUAUCCUGCGGAGGAAACCUGUUGAGGGCUAUGACAUCAGCUUCCUCAUCACCAAUUUUCACACAGAACAGAUGUAUAAACACAAGCUGGUGGACUUUGUUAUCCAUUUCAUGGAGGAGAUCGAUAAGGAAAUCAGCGAGAUGAAGCUGUCAGUCAACGCUCGUGCCCGAAUUGUCGCAGAGGAAUUCCUCAAGAACUUCUGAGGAUCCUUUCUACAUUCCUAAUACCCAUCAGAGGUGUUGUGUCGGUUCUUGUGGACAUAAACAUUCAAAGUUUUUAAAAUCAUCACAGAGCAAAGGGGGAAGAAUUCAUCAGUUUCAAACCAAUCAGCAAGAAGGUCCACAGGAACAACUGACCAAUCCUCCAGCACCGUAUGCAGUCCCCUUUGCCUUCUGUUCAAGGUGCUCCUUGUGCCCAUGGAUAUUAACUAUUGUACAUUUAGUCCAGAAUUUAUUACUCUAGUUUUCUGUUUAGGGAAUAAAAAAAACAAACAAGGCAGGUCCUUAAAAGUAUUACCUGUAUUUAAUAUUGAUGGGCACAAGAAUGUUGUUGAUUGACUGUAGAGUCUACAGUUUUUUUUUUUUCUUCUGUUGUUUUUUUUAUAUACGUACAUGUACACAUGCUCAUUUUUGUUUCAAUAAAAAAAGAAUCAAACCAAUGUUAAAGACAUCAUGAGAGGAAAAAAAGAGGCGUUUAUAUUUUGGCACAGCUAAACUCCAAUAUGAUAAUAACUAAAUAGAAAAAUAAACUGCAUAAAACAGAAUACCAAUACAAAUAUUUUGAUCUUUCUGUAUCUCUUGGGAUUAAUAUCCUAAUUUGGCUUAUGCAAACUUUUAAAAAGCAUCUUUGGGUGUAGAAUCUUCCUUCUUAAAUACCAUGUCUUCAUUUGAAUCACACUUUAUCCUGUAGUUUUACUCUUGUGCUUUCGUCCUCUUCUAGUUUAUAUAUGAAUGAUUGACUAUUCCACAAACACCUGUUUUGUUUUAUAUAUCAGCUUUGUGCUCAACAAAGUAACAUCUAUUAAAAAUGAUUAUUUGCAGUCCCAACUGUUACUCAAGCACUCUGUGCAUAAUAUUUCUUAAGGAUCUUACUUAAAACUUAGACUUGAGUACAAAGUGAAUGUUAUUCCUCAACGGUUUAGAAAUCAGUGGCGUUUUCACUUUGUCCUUCAUUUUUAGCAUUACGACUUGGAAAUAGGUUACUAAGGAUACCCAGACUGGCAAGCCAAUAAAUUGUAAUCUGAGUGUUAUAAUGUUGCUGUGAUGUUAACUGUACCAGAGAGGACAUAAUGGAAAUACACAAUAACAUAAUUCAUAUUUCAAUCCAAAUAAUCCAUAUCAUUAGUAGGAUGUUAAAGGAAUAGUUCACCCAAAAAUGAAAAUUCUCAUUAUUCACCCUGAUGCCAUCCCA
Xyrauchen texanus (razorback sucker) is the source of this 1771-nucleotide messenger RNA. RefSeq names its product actin-related protein 2/3 complex subunit 4. The record is from RefSeq and is a predicted model, not a curated record. Gene Ontology annotation, molecular function: actin filament binding. The coding region runs from base 58 to 564 and encodes 168 amino acids. The transcript has 6 exons. Lineage: Eukaryota; Metazoa; Chordata; Actinopteri; Cypriniformes; Catostomidae. Gene Ontology annotation, cellular component: actin cytoskeleton; Arp2/3 protein complex. Gene Ontology annotation, biological process: actin filament polymerization; Arp2/3 complex-mediated actin nucleation.